Sesamum indicum (sesame) is the source of this 2046-nucleotide messenger RNA. Its product is annotated as ent-kaurene oxidase. Gene Ontology annotation, biological process: gibberellin biosynthetic process. Gene Ontology annotation, cellular component: endoplasmic reticulum; chloroplast outer membrane. The record is from RefSeq and is a predicted model, not a curated record. Gene Ontology annotation, molecular function: heme binding; iron ion binding; oxidoreductase activity, acting on paired donors, with incorporation or reduction of molecular oxygen, NAD(P)H as one donor, and incorporation of one atom of oxygen. Lineage: Eukaryota; Viridiplantae; Streptophyta; Magnoliopsida; Lamiales; Pedaliaceae.
CCACGUGAAGAAACUCCAGCCACCAACCCCUUCCGAAUCUACUGAUGUAAUAAUUGUUUCAAUGAAUUUAAUAAUUCACUAAUCGAUCCUGUCAUCAGUUGGGAUAUUGUGUAAUUAAAUACUGGAUAUGCUCGAUUUAAUGAGUCCAUAAUUAUUAGCAUAUUAAGCCGGUUGUUAUCAGGGGAUAUAAGGAACUUCUACAUGAUUGUUUUUCAUUUUUAUCAUAAACUGUAGAGUCUUGAAACUUGAAAGGCCCUUCUGGGAAUUCUUGUUUUUUCAUGUGAUGAAAAUGGCUGCGAUUCUGAGCCUUGAACAACUCUCUUUGGGAGCUGCAGUUGCAGUAGUUGCUGUUGGAGUGUUAACUCUGUGGUUCAUCAGCAGAUACGUGAAUCGUCUUAAGAAGACAUCCUCCGGCCUCCCUCCCCCUCCUGUGAUACCAGGGCUACCGUUGAUUGGAAAUCUGUUGCAAUUGAAGGAGAAGAAACCUUACAAGACUUUCACCAAAUGGGCUGAGAUAUACGGUCCUAUCUAUUCUAUUAGGACUGGCUCCAAAACACUUGUUGUUCUCAACUCUAACGAUGUCGCCAAGGAGGCUAUGGUGACAAGAUUCUCGUCGAUCUCAACAAGAAAGCUAUCAAAUGCAAUAAAGAUCCUUACUUGUGAUAAAAGCAUAGUUGCCCUGACUGAUUAUGGUGAAUUUCAUAGGACAGUUAAAAGGCAUAUUCUCAAUAGUACUUUGGGACCGAAUGCUCAGAAACGGCAUCGUGUUCACAGGAAUACCAUGAUCAACAACAUUUCAAAACAACUGCAAGCUUAUCAGAAAGAGAAUCCAUUUGGAGCUGUAAAUCUCAGGAACAUACUCCAGCCUGAGCUUUUCAGAUUGGCACUGAAACAGGUUCUUGGAAAUGAUGUGGAGUCUGUAUAUGUCGAGGAACUUGGGAUUACUUUGUCAAAGGAAGAGAUGUUUGAAAUUCUGGUGAUCGACCCCAUGAAAGGUGCCAUCGACGUGGACUGGAGGGACUUCUUUCCAUAUUUGAAAUGGAUUCCUAACAAAAGCUUUGAGAACAAUAUUCAGCGAAUGUAUUUUCGUAGGCAAGCUGUGAUGACUGCACUCAUUAACGAACAAAAAGAACGGAUUUCUCGUGGGGAGGAAGUGGGUUGUUACCUGGACUACUUGUUAUCAGAAGCCAAAACAUUGUCUGAGCAACAAGUGCUAAUGCUGCUAUGGGAAGCCAUAAUCGAAUCAUCAGACACAACUUUGGUGACAACAGAAUGGGCCAUGUAUGAACUUGCUAAAGAUCACAAACGACAGGAUCGUCUCUAUCAUGAAAUUCUUCGUGUUUGUGGAGAUGACAAAAUUACAGAGGAGAAGUUGAAUGAAGUUCCCUACUUAUCAGCCGUUUUCCAUGAAACUCUGAGAAAGCAUAGUCCUGCUCCUAUAGUUCCUCCACGAUACGUUCAAGAAGAUACGCAAUUAGGAGGGUAUCAUAUUCCAGCAGGAACCGAGAUUGCUAUAAAUAUUUUCGGAUGUAACAUGGACAAGAAUGUGUGGGACAGUCCUGAGAGCUGGAAGCCCGAGAGGUUUCUUGAUGAAAAAUGUGAUGCAAUGGACCUACACAAGACCAUGGCUUUUGGAGGUGGGAAGAGGCUGUGUGCAGGUGCUCUCCAAGCAAUGCUGAUAUCUUGCACGACGAUUGGGAGACUGGUGCAAGAGUUUGAGUGGAGUCUGAAGGAUGGAGAAGAAGAAAACAUCGAUACGCUCGGCCUCACUACUCAUAAACUCCAUCCUAUGCAAGCAAUUCUGAAGCCAAGAAAUUUAGUAUAGUUGGUCAUGAAUGAGUCAUGUCUGAUGUUCAAGUGUGGUCCAUUUUAAGGUUUCAUGACUGGUUAGGAAAUUGAACCUUUUGUUAGAACCUCAGCAACAGUAUGUUUGUCUUGCAUGCAUAUGUCCAAGUAUUUUGUCACUGUGGACAUAGAAAGUUGAUGUUUUAUGCACUAGAUGUUUGUACUUUUCAGACAGUGAAGCAGAGAAACAAGCUUGAAUGA